UUUUUGAUGUCGUUGGGCAAAACUGCAGGACAGGUUAAACAGGUGACUGGUGUCAUGUUUCAGCAGGUGGCUUCUUCCAUACACGAUACCGAGGGGCUGACAACAUACGAUAUUGGCCCAAAAGUGCUUCUCUGCCCGCUUAACUACCAGACCCAACCAUGGGGGAGAAGUAUGACGGGCUGUCCCACUGUAAGCUUGCUCUGGUAUUCGCAGUGGUGAUGGACAUCCUUGGUGUGACGUCCCUGCUGGUAGGCGUCUUCGCUUCCCUAGAGAUCCAGGGCAAAGACUUCGGGGAUCUGUUGGUGUACUCCGGAGCGUUGCUGGUGCUGUUUUCCAUGGCCGGCUGGGUGCUUUGGUACAGUGGCAACAUCGAGGGCCUGCAUUUACAAAAAGACUUUCAUGGCAUGGGUUCUGCUGUGGACCGAUUGGCCCGCUCCGUCAGCCGCAAGAUACGGCUCCCCAGGACGCGCAGCAGUCCCCAUUAAGAACUCAAAGCCUCCCAGUUAAACGACCUAGUUUUAAUUCUUGUUGAACCAAGUUUCUCGGAAGAAAAGGGCAUGGUUGGACUUUACUUUUCUGUCAGAUUUUGAUAAAAGGAAACCGGCUCACAAACAAAAAAAAACGGACUUGCAAAUCUUGCUUUUGAUAAACAGAAUCUGUCUGUUCUGCUCAAGCUCGUGCAAAUGGAAUAAAACUAUUACGAUGAA
Molecule: messenger RNA, 707 nt
Organism: Fundulus heteroclitus (mummichog)
Lineage: Eukaryota; Metazoa; Chordata; Actinopteri; Cyprinodontiformes; Fundulidae
Product: transmembrane protein 238
Exons: 2
Coding region: 159-485 (108 amino acids)
Source: RefSeq, a predicted model, not a curated record